UUGUGGUUAUCAUAAUUUUGUUGAUAAUGGAUCGAUGGAAGCCAAAUAAAUUCGUAAAAUUACACCAGCAACUUGGAAAUGAUUGGACUUAUUUUCCUAUUAUCGGAAAUGCAAUUAGCUUUAUAGGUAAUAAUGAAGAUUUGAUGAACAUUUUUAUGAAUUUAUCGGUACAAGGUUUCAAAAGAAAGCAUAAUGCGAUAAGUUUGUGGUUGGGUAACAUGUUUUUUGUUGGCAUAAUGGAUCCAGACCAAGCAAUUGUAGUAUUAAGGUCAACAUUAAAUAAAAACUAUAUUCACAAAUACACAAAGUAUCUCUUCGGCAACGGAUUAGUAUUCGCGCCUGUUGGUAUUUGGCAUCGUAGGCGCAAAAUUUUAGCGCCAACAUUUGCUCCAAGAUAUGUAAGCAAAUAUGUGACAGUUUUUGAGACACAUGCUAAGAUUGUAGUUAAAAAACUCGCAUCUAAAGUUGGAAAAGGAAAUAUCUCAUGUUGGGAUUAUAUCAGCCGUUAUGCAUUGGAUUCGAUUUGUGAGACAGCGUUUGGCGUGAACAUUGAUGUGCAGCGGCAACCUGAUCAUCCAUUCUUCAAUGCUUUCGUAGAAAACUUAAAAAAUAUCGCUGCUCGCUUAUGUCAACCUUGGUUACAUGUUGAUGCUCUUUACAAAUUAUUGCCUGUGUAUAUAAGACAAGAGCAUACGAAGAAAAUAAUAUAUGACUUCGUGAAUGACCUUAUUUGUAAAAAGAAAGCACUGAUUGAAGAAAGAGAUGGAAUUGAAGCGGAAGUUGAUAACCAGUUAAUGAUAGAGAUUUCUAAGAAUAUUGAUAAAGCAUAUACACUCGAAGAAUUACGGGAAGAAAUACUUGUACUUGCGUUGGCGGGUACUGAUACAUCAACAGUAGGAAUUUGCUUCACAAUUUUAUUAUUGUCCCAAUAUUCAGAUGUACAAGAAAGAGUAUACAAAGAAAUUCAAGAAGUUUUAAGCGAUUCAGAAAAGCCUCUUCAGAUGGAAGAUCUGUUCAAAUUAAAAUAUAUGAAAGCAGUCAUAAACGAAACACUGCGACUUUAUCCACCUGUUCCCUUUAUUGCAAGAUAUUGUAAGCAAGAUUUAAAACUACCUACGGGUGUAAUUUUACCGGAAGGUAGCAACGUAGUUAUCAGCAUCUGGGGCAUACACCACAAUCCUCAGCACUGGGGAGAAGAUGUGAAUGAUUUUAAUCCUGAUCGUUUUAUGUCUGGACAAAUACCUAAUGCUUUUAUGCCAUUCAGUCAUGGCCCAAGGAACUGUGUUGGUUAUCAAUAUGCGAUGCUGUCAAUAACUACAACCUUGGUGACACUCCUGCGACAAUACCGCUUCACUCCAGCUACAAAUUUCACAUACGAUAAAAAUAAUCCACUUCGACUUUCCUAUGACGUUAUGAUGAAGCAUGUUGAUGGUUUUACAGUUCAAGUAGAAAGUCGCGGAUAA
This is a messenger RNA of Nymphalis io (European peacock), 1463 nucleotides long. Its product is annotated as cytochrome P450 4C1-like. The record is from RefSeq and is a predicted model, not a curated record. The coding region runs from base 27 to 1463 and encodes 478 amino acids. NCBI's taxonomy places the organism in Eukaryota, Metazoa, Arthropoda, Insecta, Lepidoptera, Nymphalidae. Gene Ontology annotation, molecular function: iron ion binding; heme binding; monooxygenase activity. The transcript is spliced from 10 exons.